CAGAGAGAGCGAGCCUAGUUAUAAGCGUUAGUAUUACAUGGCAUUUGUUAAAUCAGAUGGUUUAACACGAAGCAUUCCUUUCUCUGACAAAAUAACUGAGUUGUAAUACCAGUCUCGAGACAAGUUCAGAGUAUUUGCAAGAUAUUUAAAUGUCUGUGUGGCCCUUUUUUUUCAAGCUGCCAAUUGAAGACUUGUGCAGCCUGACGUUCCAGUCGCUGCCCAUCGCACAGACCUCGAUAGUGCCCGACUCCACGGAAGACAUUCUCUCGAAGGGUUUCACGGCCUUGCAGAUGGAAGAUGGAAGAAUCGAGACCGCACAGCAGUUUUUCUCAUGGUUUGCAAAGCUACAAACCCAGAUGGAUCAAGAUGAAGACACUAAAUAUAGACAGAUGAGGGAUUACUUGUCUGGGUUUCAGGAGCAGUGCGAUGCUAUAUUGAAUGACGUAAACAGAGCUCUUCAGCAUCUGGAGUCACUGCAGAAACAGUAUCUUUUUGUGUCCAACAAGACGGGAGCCCUCCACGAAGCCUGCGAACAGCUCCUGAAAGAACAGUCGGAACUUGUCGAUCUAGCUGAAAACAUUCAACAGAAGCUUUCCUAUUUUAAUGAAUUGGAAACUAUUAAUACGAAAUUGAAUUCUCCUACAUUGUCUGUGAAUAGCGAAGGAUUUAUACCUAUGCUGGCCAAGUUAGAUGAUUGUAUAACAUACAUCUCGUCUCACCCUAAUUUUAAAGAUUAUCCUGUAUAUUUACUGAAGUUUAAGCAAUGUCUUUCGAAAGCUUUGCACCUCAUGAAGAUAUAUACUGUGAACACACUACAGAACCUCACAAAUCAGUUAUUAAAAAGGGAUCCUUCCUCCACACCCAAUGCCUUCACGCUGUUUUACGUGAAAUUUCGAGCCGCUGCCCCCAAAGUCAGGGUAAGUUUAGUGACAGGAAUACAAUGUCGCUAUGAAACAUACCAGCAGCUGCUGAGUGACAUCCACCAGUGCUACCUGGGUCAGCGGGAGCUCCUUCUGGGCCCUAGUAUUGCUUGUGCUGUGACGGAGUUAACCAGCCAGAAUAACAGAGAUCACUGUGCCUUGGUUCGCAGUGGCUGUGCCUUUAUGGUCCAUGUGUGCCAGGAUGAGCACCAGCUCUACAGUGAAUUUUUCACAAAGCCAACACCAAAAUUAGAUGAACUUUUGGAGAAACUGUGUGUGUCAUUGUAUGAUGUCUUCAGGCCAUUGAUCAUUCAUGUUAUUCACUUAGAGACUCUUUCGGAACUUUGUGGGAUUCUUAAAAAUGAGGUGCUCGAAGAUCACGUACAGAACAACGCUGAACAGCUAGGGGCGUUUGCAGCUGGAGUAAAGCAGAUGCUGGAGGACGUGCAGGAGCGGCUGGUCUACCGAACCCACAUCUACAUCCAGACGGACAUCGCCGGCUACAGACCGGCUCCUGGCGACCUGGCGUACCCCGACAAGUUGGUGAUGAUGGAGCAAAUCGCUCAGAGUUUAAAAGAUGAACAGAAGAAGGUUCCUGCAGAAGCUUCGUUUUCGGAUGUGCGGUUAGAGGAAACAGAGCCUAAUAAUCCGACAAAACCUGGUUCAGCGGGAUCGCUCAGCGCGAGGCCACAGACCACGCUGUCGCCAGCCGACCUCCAUGGCAUGUGGUUCCCGACCGUGCGGCGCGCCCUCGUCUGCCUCUCCAAGCUCUACAGAUGCAUAGAUAGGGCAGUGUUCCAAGGAUUGUCCCAGGAAGCCUUGUCCGCCUGCAUCCAGUCCUUACUUGGAGCCUCAGAGUCUAUCAGCAAAAACAAGACUCGUAUUGAUGGACAACUUUUCUUAAUAAAGCAUCUUUUGAUUCUUCGUGAACAAAUCGCUCCAUUUCACACUGAAUUCACCAUUAAGGAAAUUUCCCUGGACCUCAAGAAAACUAGAGAUGCAGCGUUUAAAAUCCUGAACCCUAUGACUGUUCCACGGUUUUUUAGGCUGAAUAGCAACAAUGCCUUGAUAGAGUUCUUGUUGGAGGGCACUCCCGAGAUAAGAGAACAUUAUCUUGACUCCAAAAAAGACGUGGACCAUCACCUGAAAUCGGCCUGCGAGCAGUUCAUCCAGCAGCAGACUGUGCAGUUCGUGGAGCCGCUGGAGCAGUUCAUGGCGAAGGUGUCAGCAUUAAGGACGAUGGCGAGUCAGGGAGGACCCAGGUACACCCUCUCGCAGCAGCCUUGGGCACAGCCAGCAAAGGUCGGUGACCUUGUGGCAAGUGUCUACAAGACAAUAAAAACAAAGCUGCCUCUGACUUUGAGAAGUAUGUCAUUGUACCUGUCCAAUAAAGAUACCGAGUUCAUCUUGUUUAAACCUGUUAGGAAUAACAUCCAGCAAGUCUUCCAGAAGUUCCAUGUCUUGCUGAAGGAGGAGUUCAGCCCCGAGGACGUCCAGAUCAUCGCCUGUCCUUCCAUGGAGCAGCUGAGCCUCCUCCUGUCUGUUUCUAAAUAACCAGGCCCGUGGGCUGCGCGCGUGGAUGGCCCGUCCGGUAGGAGUGGCUGAGGACGCACGUGACCUGCAGGGCAUUGAGGAGUGUCCCCAAGAACCACACCGGCGUGCUGCUCAGUGCUGGCUGCGGAACCAAGUGUAAGCGGAGUGU
Messenger RNA from Pteropus alecto (black flying fox), 2622 nucleotides. RefSeq names its product component of oligomeric golgi complex 3 (gene COG3). Lineage: Eukaryota; Metazoa; Chordata; Mammalia; Chiroptera; Pteropodidae. The record is from RefSeq and is a predicted model, not a curated record. The transcript has 21 exons. Bases 150 to 2474 code for a protein of 774 amino acids. Gene Ontology annotation, cellular component: cis-Golgi network; membrane; COG complex. Gene Ontology annotation, biological process: intra-Golgi vesicle-mediated transport; Golgi organization; intracellular protein transport.